AUGCGCACCGCUUUCUCGCUCGCCGCCCUCCUCGCCUUUGUGUUCGCCCUCGUCUCGGUCGACCAGGCAGCCGCCAAGUUCUCCCAGGGCAACAUCGACCUCACUCGCGACUGGACCCUCCAGUACUCGACGGCCAAGUUCUCGACGACGGAAGCGUUCUGCAAGAAGUUCCGCUCGGCCUGCGUCAACUACGUCGGGCCCAUUGGCGUCUACGGCAGCCACCACCAGCUCGACUGCGUCUUCUCGGACGCCAACGGCAACCCGCUCCAGCCUGGCCCCCGCAUCCACGCCUUCUGCGGCGGCCUCGCCAAGAACCCGGACGGCACGUGGACCAACGGCGGCGCCGUGACCGACUACACCAAGCAGCUCGUCAAGAAGAGCUUCUCGUCGACCGUGUCGGUCAAGGGCGGCCCGAUCUCGCUCGCCGAGUGCACGGCGUUCAAGAAGAAGCACCCCAAUGUCACCUGCAGCGCCUGA
Rhodotorula graminis WP1 is the source of this 477-nucleotide messenger RNA. RefSeq lists its product as uncharacterized. The transcript has 6 exons. The record is from RefSeq and is a predicted model, not a curated record. Lineage: Eukaryota; Fungi; Basidiomycota; Microbotryomycetes; Sporidiobolales; Sporidiobolaceae. The coding region runs from base 1 to 477 and encodes 158 amino acids.